Messenger RNA from Monascus purpureus, 1497 nucleotides. Lineage: Eukaryota; Fungi; Ascomycota; Eurotiomycetes; Eurotiales; Aspergillaceae. The record is from the annotation of a GenBank genome assembly.
CUGGCCGUGUUUCGCGCUCGGCUUGCUUUUGCUACGCAGACACGCCUGUCGCUGCCUUCGCGGUCUAGUCGAGGGAAAAUUCUGGCUUUUCGCACAGCUGUACACAAUAUUCUUUCUUUCUGUUUGAAAAUCUGAGCGGAUCUCCACCAAUAUGGCGGCCACUCAAGUUAUUUCCAAUUGCGGCCACGAGGACAUGAUUCAUGAUGCAGGACUGGAUUAUUAUGGUCGCAGGCUGGCCACAUGUUCGUCUGAUAAGACGGUAAAGAUAUUCGAGAUUGAAGGAGACACACAUCGAUUGAUUGAGACCUUGAAAGGGCACGAAGGCGCGGUGUGGUGUGUCGCAUGGGCUCACCCGAAAUUCGGCACAAUCUUGGCCUCUUCCUCUUACGAUGGCAAAGUGCUUAUCUGGCGUGAACAGCACCAAGGGCCAACCUCUCCGGCCGGCAGCUCCUCAUGGACUAAAGUUUUUGAUUUUUCCCUUCACACUGCGUCGGUGAACAUGGUCUCCUGGGCUCCUCACGAGAGUGGAUGUCUCCUUGCCUGCGCUUCCUCGGAUGGACAUGUCAGUGUCCUUGAGUUCCGUGAUAAUAGCUGGACUCACCAGAUCUUCCACGCUCAUGGAAUGGGCGUUAACUCAAUCAGUUGGGCUCCUGCGGUAUCUCCUGGGAGCUUGAUUAGCUCUAGCCCUUCAUCGAGCCAGCAGAGGAGAUUCGUCACCGGUGGAAGUGAUAAUCUGGUUAAAAUCUGGGAUUAUAACCCCGAAAGCAAGACCUACACAUUGACCCAAACCCUUCAAGGCCAUUCAGACUGGGUCCGUGACGUCGCUUGGUCUCCAAGUAUCCUCUCGAAAUCGUACAUCGCCUCCGCCUCUCAAGACAAGACGGUUCGCAUCUGGACCUCUGACGCGUCGAAUCCUGGACAGUGGAACAGCCAGGUCCUCGAGUUCGACUCCGUCCUGUGGCGCGUCAGUUGGAGUCUGAGCGGAAACAUUCUCGCCGUGAGCGGAGGUGAUAACAAGGUCAGUUUAUGGAAGGAGAAUCUGAAGGGCCAGUGGGAAAAGGUGAAGGAUAUCGAAGAGUAGACUAAUAUCUGUCCUGUCUCUUUUUUCCCCUUUCCUUUUUUUAUCCCUUCUUUUCUUGGAAUGGAUGGUACUUCUCUUACCACCCUUUCUUUAUAUGAGCGAUUCGUAUUUGUCAUGGACAUCCUAUGUGUUAAUCAAAAAAGGUCAAUCGAAUACAGGAGUGCAGGUGUAUAAUCUUCCAUAAUUGAGGCAUUCUUCAAGAUAAAAAGCGUGGGAAACCUGUGGUAGUAUGUAGCAUUUGCCAGAUGAUCAACUUGAAGCUUCGGCUGGUAGACAACCAGGAAGUACUAUUUCCAUUUGCGUUCACAAUUUUCAGUUACCAACGACUUAUGUAGAUAGUGUAUCGUAAAUGUUCAUGAUCGAGUACACCCUCUUAUCUCAUACGCCCCAAAAUAUGAACGGUCCCUUAUCCAUCC